AUGGGCACCAAACGAUCCUGGGAAGGCCAGCCUCUCGGUCUGCAUACCAAGUCCGAUGCCAGUAUGGCUUCCGCCGAGCCUGUGGGCAUCUUCCAAUCCAUUUUUGAGAACUUCCGCAACGAGCUGGACGAGCAUCAUGACCGCCGCGAGCGGAUCAUCAAAGUGAGCCGGGACAUCACUGCACUUAGCAAAAAGAAUAUCUUCGCCCUCCAACGAGUCCGCGCCAUCAACCAACCCAUCCCUCCCAAGAUCGCCCAAGAAAACCAAACCCGCCUCGACACCAUCGACAAGCUCUUCACCUCGAUCGUCUCCGAUGUCGCGGGAAUCAACUCCUGGCGCUACCAGCGCCAAAUUGGCGGUGCAAUUCAGGAAUUCAUUGAAGCGAUCUCAUUCGAUCACUACCUCCGCACACAAACACUGAUCACACACGCCGAGGUGACGACACGUGUACCGGCUGGAAUCAUGGUGACCGAAGAAGACUACGUGAUGGGACUCUUUGACCUGACCGGUGAAAUGAUGCGCUUCGCAGUCCUGCAGCUGAGCUCGGGCAACGCGACUGCCACACAGGAGACCCAGGAGUCAGCAGAACCGCAAGCGCCAAGUCUCUCGCCUGAACAGGCUGGGAUCGUGGUGGAUCUCCGGGCCAUGCGGGCACGAUUCGAGGCGCUGAGUGUUCCACGAAAGUAUCACAUGCUGCGCGAUCUCCACAAGAAGGUCGAAGUUAUGCAAAACAGUGUGGAAAAGGUAGAGCGGGCGGCAUAUGGAAUCCUCGUUCGUGGCAGCGAGCGUCCGAGUGGAUGGACGCCGGAUUUGUCUGCGCCAAUGGAGGUUGAAACUCAUUGA
Messenger RNA from Penicillium maclennaniae, 843 nucleotides. Its product is annotated as translin family protein. Gene Ontology annotation, molecular function: sequence-specific DNA binding; RNA endonuclease activity; RNA binding. Lineage: Eukaryota; Fungi; Ascomycota; Eurotiomycetes; Eurotiales; Aspergillaceae. The transcript is spliced from 2 exons. The record is from RefSeq and is a predicted model, not a curated record. Gene Ontology annotation, cellular component: nucleus; cytoplasm. Bases 1 to 843 code for a protein of 280 amino acids.